GGUCGUAAUGGUCUUAUCAUUUCUCGAAAGGGUGGUCACUUUCUGUGUCGUAUUCACUAUUUAAAUAAGCGAGGGAUACGUCAGUGUGUGUAAGGCAUAUGUGCACUGGUAUCCAUUUGUAUUGUCGUUGGAGUAUCUGAUUUCGUGCCACUAGCGCCAGGUUUACAUAUACGUGGGGUCCGGUCUAUAUCCAAGCGAGCUUCCAUAUUGAUCAUGUCGGUUUCUUUUGUAGCGCGAGGGCAUAUUGCGGGUCGCGUCGUCAUGGCGUUCGAGAUGUGUGAUCUUCGAGAUUACCAACUGAAUCGUGAUUUCGAUUUUACUAGUGCAGUAGAUCGGCACGAGAUUCGUCACUAUGAGCUUGAUGCCAAUGGGGAGUUGGUGCUACGCUUGGUAAUUGGGUUGGGUUACGACGGAGAGUACCUUCGUGAAGUAAUCGUCUACGUGACGAAGGUAGGAGCUGAUGUCCCGAAUGUUCAUGUUGGAGCUAGUGAGGACAUCGUCGAAUCUGUGGUGCGCUUGAGUAUCAUGUGCAGGGCGUGGAUCGAAUAUGUGUGGUGGAUCGCCGUUGAUUUGGUUAAGACUGCCGUGUUAUCCUUUGUGAAAUCCUUAGCAGAGCAUGGUUAUGUGCUGGCAGUGUAGCCCAUGGUAUACGCGUAGGGUGUGGACGAAUAUUUGUACCAUGUAUCACACAUAUCUCCUGGAUUUUGCCAUUAGUCGUAGUUAAACUGCGGUUUUACGAACAGAUAUGCGUCCUUGUGAAAUCGUGUCGUAUUUUCUGAAAGCUUUAAUGAGGUUGCAAUUCGGACAUGGUGAAUUUUUGUAUCAUCAAUAAAUCGUUUGCUAAAAUGUGCGGAUGUUGUAACUGCUUCAGCGUUCUGUCCGUAACAAAAUUGACCCUGUUAA
This is a messenger RNA of Chara braunii, 903 nucleotides long. The record is from the annotation of a GenBank genome assembly. Lineage: Eukaryota; Viridiplantae; Streptophyta; Charophyceae; Charales; Characeae.